This is a messenger RNA of Camellia sinensis, 492 nucleotides long. The record is from RefSeq and is a predicted model, not a curated record. NCBI's taxonomy places the organism in Eukaryota, Viridiplantae, Streptophyta, Magnoliopsida, Ericales, Theaceae.
AUGGCCGAUGUUCUCAGGGCCGAGGCAAAAGAGUUUGAGGCUAAAAUUGCCAAAGCCGAGGCGAAGUUGCAAGAGGCCUUGGCAACCAAGGUGGUCGAAAUCAAGGUAGCUGAUGAAAAGGCCUAUGCCGAAGGCCAAGCCGACCCUUCUAAAGGAUCGGGCAGCGAGGACGAUGAAGAGGAGGCCGAGUUGGACGACACUGAAGAAGAAGAAGAUGCUGCUAAGGGGGCCAAGUCCCCAACAUUGAAUGAUCGAGUCCUGGACUUGACUCAUGAUAAGGAGGAACACUUGGCUUCCAAGGGAGCCUCUCCAAAACAAAAUACUUCUGAGGCCGAGGUCCAGGCAGCUGAGAAGAGCUUGGACCAGACCUUGCUGGAAAUUGAUGCCGAGAUAGCGGCGGAGAAGGAAGUCACAUUGCCAACCGAGGACGACACACCGCCAACAACCGAGGUUAAGCGAUCUGAGACCAGUGCCCAUAAUUCCAACUCUUAG